GAUGAUCUGCACAAAACUCAUAACUCUGUGUCAGCAACAGAUGGACACUCUGCAACUUCAUUUAUAGAAUAUCCAAAGUACAAGCCAUUUAUUAAUUCAGAUUUGCUGCGCUCCCCACAGAAACCAGUAAUCCCGUAUCCUGAAAGCAACAGCAGAGCAAUAUUUUCUGCUCUGAAGAAUCUCCAGGAAAAAAUUCAUCGACUGGAGUUGGAACGGCUUCAGGCGGAGGAGAAUGUAAAACACCUCAGCAGAGAAACAGCAGACUAUAAAAAAGUACUAAGUGAACAAAUGCAACACAAAGAGCAUGACAAGACUGAAGUGGCAAAGAAAAAUCAAGAGCUGGCUUCUCAGCUAGCAGCUGCUGAGUCUCGGUGCAGCCUUUUAGAGAAACAGCUUGACUACAUGAGAAAAAUGAUCCAGCAUGCAGAAAAUGAGAAGUCGCAUCUCUUGGAAAAACAGGGUUCGUUGGAGAGAGAUCGGCUUCUUGAUCAAUCACAUGUUCAGUCUAAACUGGAAAAGCUGGAUAUGCUGGAAAAAGAGUACAGCAGACUUACUACGAUGCAGUCCAUAGCAGAGAAAAAAAUGAAAGAGCUGGAACAGAAACUUCAGGAGGAAGAACACGCGAGGAAGCUUGUUCAGGAAAAAGCAGCUGAGCUUCAGACAGGCCUGGAAACCAACAGACUACUGAUUCAAGCAGCAUCACCGUUGCUUUCUCCAAAAGCAAGAAGACCCAGAAAGAAAAGUAAACAGCCAGAGAAGAAAUGCUCUCUUACAAGCCAUCUCACUACGCAGCCCCAUUACAGACUGUGUCUGGGUGAUGUGCCCUUUGUAGCAGGGAAGUCUACCAGUCCCAGUCACUCAGUUGGUGCCAACGUGCAACAUGUCCUACACCUGAUGAAACAGCACACGAAAGCUUUGUGUAACAGUCGUGUGGUAAAUGAUACUCCACUAGCAAAAUCUGUCAGUACUGAUCAUCCUGCCAGCAAAAGCAGAAAGUCAUCUCUGCCAAAGGAAUCUUCUUCAUCCCGGGAAGAGCUCUCGGAAGUGCUGCUGACUUUACAAGAUGAAUUUGGGCAGAUGAGUUUUGAUCACCAGCAGCUGUCAAAGCUUGUCCAGGAAGCCCCAACCAUUGCAGUGAGGGAAGAUCUGGAGAGGGAACUUGAGGCACUGGUGGGAAAGAUGGAAGCAAAGGCAGACCAGAUUAGCAAAGUCCGGAGGCAUUGGUUGCAGCUAGAGAGACUUAAGCGAGAAUGCAAGUCCAAAAAGACUUCUGCUAAACAAAUAAAAGACAGCAAGUUCCCUGUUAGUGAGGUUAAAGUAACAACUACAGUAACCACAAAAGGGAAGAAUGCUGGUCCCAUCAAAGUGAAACCUGGAGAGAAGAGUAGGAAAAAUCUUCAGUUGUUGAGAGACAUGCAGACCAUACAGACUUCGCUACAGAAAGAUGAUGUCAGCUGGGACUACUGA
Molecule: messenger RNA, 1467 nt
Organism: Balearica regulorum gibbericeps (East African grey crowned-crane)
Lineage: Eukaryota; Metazoa; Chordata; Aves; Gruiformes; Gruidae
Source: RefSeq, a predicted model, not a curated record